AUGAGGUUCCCAUGGGUAAACGAUGUAAAUGCAGAAGAUCCAGAAGUAGAAGUCUACAGAUUUAACAGGGUACUCUUUGGAAUGAACUGUUCCCCUUUUUUACUUAAUGCUACCUUGAACUAUCACAUCAAGUCAUACUAUGGUGAUAAUCUUGAUCUUGCUGAGAGAGUACUGGAUGGGUUUUAUGUUGAUGACUGGACAUCUGGGGGGAAUGAUGAGGAGGAAGCCUUCAUGUUAUACAACACAGUCAAGUCAUGUAUGUCAGCUGUUGGAUUCAAUCUCAGGAAGUGGGCUUCAAACAGCAAGGACCUGAUGAAAAGGAUUGCUGAAGAUAGAGUAGAGAACACUAGGCCUACUGAGGUAAGRGAUGUAGAGCAUCCACUACAGACACCACAUCCUACGGUUGAGAGAGACACUGAGUCAUAUGCUAAGAUUUCUGUAGGAGGAUUACAUGAGAUUGAUCCUACACAAGGAGAACAUAAGGUACUUGGGAUCAACUGGAACUUGAACUCUGAUACCCUGGUACUAAAGUUAGAUAGGGUAACACAGUUUGCUAAAGAUCUGGAACCCAGCAAGAGAAAUGUGUUACGUUUGUCAGUAAAGUUAUUCGAUCCACUAGGACUGAUUUCUCCCGUCAUGAUACCAAUGAGGAUACUGUUUCAAGAACUUUGUGCUUUAAAAUAUGAAUGGGACUGCACCCUGCCUGAGGGUAAGCAGAGAAUUGUUAAGAAAUGGUUAGCAGAUGCUGACAAGGUAAAGGACAUUGUUAUGCCAAGGUAUUAUUUGAACUCUCAGAUCAGUGAUUCAUUGAAAUCAGCAAGCCUUCAUGCAUUCGGAGAUGCAUCUAAGAAAGCAUAUUGUUCUGUUGUGUACUUGUGCACAGAGACAGAGAUGGGUUUUAGACAUUCUACAUUAGUUGCCUCCAAGUCAAGACUUGCACCCUUGUCAGAACYUACCAUACCAAGGUUGGAGCUUGUUGCAGCUGUGAUCACGUCACGCCUAGUUACUACAGUAAAGAAGGCACUAGAGUCAGUUGUAAACAUUGACAUUUCACACUGUUGGACUGAUAGCAAAGCAGUUCUGUACUGGAUAACACGAAGCAAGGAACUCAAACAGUUUGUAGAGAACCGAGUGAACACAAUCUUAGAACUAACGACAGCUGAUAUGUGGGGUCAUUGCCCGGGAACUCAGAAUCCUGCAGACCUUGGAUCCAGAGGAUGUUUCCCUUCAGAGAUAGCAAGUAACAUUACAUGGUGGGAAGGACCUAGCUGGUUGAAAGAGCCACCAGACUGUUAUCCCAAGUUAGACGGCUUCAUUGAAGAAGCAGAUGUUUCWGAGGACUGUUUAAAKGAGUUUCGUGUUAUGAGAGCGAAGCAGAACGACACCGAAAGUACGGCUUCAUUUCUAACCAGUUCAWUUAAGAUUCAUAUGUCAACCAAGCCUGUGAACGUGUCAGAGGUUAUCGAUUGUACAAGAUACAGCAAACCCAUGAAACUGUUUAGAGUCACAGCAACAGUGUUACGAUUUAUAGCCAUUCUCAAGACUAAACAAGAUGAUCGUAAGCAGAAACUACAAAAAAACAGCGAAAUAUCACAAGAAGAGGUGAUAGCAGCAGAGAAGCUGUGGAUUCGUGAGGUACAAAGAGAGACAGAGCAACAGAAAAAUUGGAAAGAUUUGCAGAAACAGCUUGGCCUGUACAAGGAUGAAGAAGGAAUCCUCAGAAGCAGAGGGAGAUUGGCCAAUGCGUUGUUACCCGUUGAAACUAAGUUUCCCAUAUUCUUACCACGAGAAMAUUAUUUAACUAGAUUGAUCGUAGAACAUUGUCACCGAGAAGUUCAGCAUGGAGGAGUCAAAGAUACGUUGACGCAAGUUAGAAGCCAGUUUUGGAUCCCUAGAGGACGUCAGCUAGUGAGGAAGAUUCUGUUUCAUUGUGUAUUAUGCAAGAGAUUACGAGGAACAGCGUAUGCUUCACCACAGCACUCAGAUCUUCCACCAUACAGGGUUGUGGARACACUYGCAUUUACACAUGWCGGGGUGGAUUAUGCAGGUCCAUUGUACAUAAAACCCUCAGAGUUGAUGCCUGAACAAGGACCAAAGACUUACAUAUGUUUGUUUACAUGUACUUCGUCUAGAGCACUGCAUUUGGAACUGGCUCCAGACUUAUCAACAGAGUCGUUUUUAAGGUGUUUGAGAAGAUUUGUUUCAAGGAGAGGAAUUCCCUCAUCCAUUACUUCAGACAAUGCUAAAACAUUUAAACUUGCGGAUAAAGAAAUCCAGAAGUUGUUUGCUCAUGAAGAGGUUCAACGUUAUGCGUUAGAGAAAGGAAUCAAAAGGAACUUUAUUCUAGGGAAGGCCCCAUGGUGGGGUGGGUUUUAUGAGCGAAUGGUACAGUUGGUGAAGAGAUCCCUUAGGAAGGUUCUUGGUAAUGCAAAACUUAACUAUGAAGAACUCUCAACAGUGCUAACAGAGGUUGAAGGAACUUUGAACUCUAGACCCUUGACGUAUGUUGAGCCUGAGGUCAGUGAACAGCCACUGAYACCCUCACACCUUAUUACUGGAAGACGCUUAGCGACAUUACCACACCCAUCACAAGUCAUAGAAGAUUGCGAUUUGACAUCCAUAACUAGAAGACAGAUGUACCUCAGCCUGUUACUGAACCAUUUUUGGAAAAGAUGGAGCACAGAGUAUUUGAUGAACCUURGGRAGUUUCAAAGAAAGAAAUCUUCAAGAAAUAAGGUUGCUGAGGUAGGAGAUGUUGUAAUCAUUCAUGAUGAUAAUCCAAGUCGUAUYAAGUGGAAGACAGGAGUGGUAGAAGAGUUGAUUGUUGGAGAAGAUCAAGAGGUGAGGGGAGUAAAGAUCAGAACUCUAACGAAAAAAGGUGCAGCUACCAAGCUGAGAAGACCAGUCCAGAAGAUCUACCCAUUAGAAAUUACAUGUACCCAAGAGAAACCGACACAGUCGCAAGGAACCAGAAUUGAUCAGAGCAAGGAAGCAGAUGAAACAGAUCAUGAUGUUAAGGACAAUGGAAGACCUCAAAGGAGGGCAAAGAGUCAAGCAAGAGUGCGAAUAAAGGAACUUGUUAGUGACCAAGCAGUUUAG
Molecule: messenger RNA, 3099 nt
Organism: Actinia tenebrosa (Australian red waratah sea anemone)
Lineage: Eukaryota; Metazoa; Cnidaria; Anthozoa; Actiniaria; Actiniidae
Biological process (GO): DNA integration
Molecular function (GO): nucleic acid binding
Source: RefSeq, a predicted model, not a curated record